Molecule: messenger RNA, 1762 nt
Organism: Drosophila pseudoobscura
Lineage: Eukaryota; Metazoa; Arthropoda; Insecta; Diptera; Drosophilidae
Exons: 3
Coding region: 606-1373 (255 amino acids)
Molecular function (GO): transmembrane monodehydroascorbate reductase activity; heme binding
Source: RefSeq, a predicted model, not a curated record
UUCCAUUCACUCAUUCAUCAGGCAGUUUCUUUGGGACGCAAUUUCACAACACUCGUUGCUCGUUUUGGACAGUUUCUUAGGUCGGACCCAAACUAUUAUCAGAAGAGCUGCAACACGAGUAGAGUAUUAUUGAUGGCCAAAGUUGGAAAGUUUGUGCAUGAAUAAUACCGGAUAAUAAUUUGGCAGGGCUAAUGAUAAAAACUGGUUUUAGAAUGCUCCAAAAAUAACAAUAAUCGCACAAAAUCACAGUCCAGCCGGAGCAAUGGCAAUCAUCGCCACCACACCUGGCUGCUGCUGCCGCCUUUUACGCGCCAAGGUAAAGCACGUGAACGAACAGCUGACUCACCAUGGAAACACCGCGCUCUACUUGUUUUGAAAGUGUAAUUCUUUUUUUUUUGUUUUCUCGCAAAUUGGGAAUUCUCUGAGAGAACAGCGAGAGUUCCGCUGGUCGCUUUUUCCAGCUGUUUCGUAGCGUGAACGAGUCAAACGCUGCCUAACAUCCAAAGCGAUCAGACAGCACCAGUUUCUCUCGGUUUAUAGUGGCACUCAACUUAUCACCCGAACGUGCGCAUCUCACGUACCAGAUAAGGACUAAUAUCAACAGCAUGGCCAUCAAUGAAUUACAAGGCUGUCUAGGCGAUGUCUGCGAGACGGGAGAUCAGCAGAAUGGUUCCAGUAGCUAUGCAGGAUUUUACUUUAACUUCUGCACCCUCAUCUCGCACGUUCUGCUAACUGGGAUCACCGUGGCCAUCGUCUACAAGUGCUUGGUCCUGAAGCUGGCGCACACGGCUGGACAUGCUUUCUACUGCACAAUUGCUUUUGUUUUCUUCAUGGGCGAGGCUUUGUUGGUGAGAAACAGCAGGAGCCUGGAGGCAUGGAUCGGACAGACCAACUUGAAUCGCUUGCAUGCGAUUCUGGGGCUGCUGGCGUUCCUGGUCGGGGUCGGAGGCAUUGCUAUCAAGACAUGGCAGAAGCUGGAACGGAAACGAGAAGAUCCCAACGCUACGGUACGGCACUUCCGCAGCAAUCACGGCUUCUUUGGCAUAGUCGGCUGUGCUCUUCUGCUUGGCAGCGUGCUAAGCGGUCUACCUCUGUAUUUCAUCAGCAGUAGCGUUACUUUGAAAUUCCUCCAUCGUUUCUUCGGCCUGAUCGGAUUCCUCGCAUUGAUGGUCUCGCAAAUGUUUGGCUAUAAUACGGGCUUCGGACGGCGCCAAUGGAAACGUCACCACCAGAAUCUGUUCAAGUUCUUUACAUUUAUUGCCACCAUAACUACCUCAAAUUACGAAUUACGAAGAUUUGUACGGGAUAUUUUUGUCUUAAUAUCAAAUAGUCUCUUCCAGGCAGAGCCAGUACAAGCGAGAGAAGACCUUUAGGUGAACUUUUUAAAAGAACCGAUCUUUAAGAGGGCACUAGGACAUUUAGAACUGCGCUAUAAAGUAUUGUAGCUUUCUUAAAUACUUAACUAUUAGAUAGUAAAAAUAGAAAUAUAACUGGAAGCCAUCAGGAAAUGAAUAAUAAUUACAACUUCUUUAGAAAUCUUUCAAGAGCAAUUUUUUUUAUUAUUGUUGUGCCUUUAUUGGUAUUUUACAUAAUAGUGCCGCAUGUGAUAAUAUACUUUUGAUUAAUUGAAAGAUAAAAUACAUAACAUUCUCUAUAUAUUGUUGUUAUUAAGCAAUCACCAAAGGAUCAAAUCCUAGAACUACAUUUAAAUUGCCACUUUUUAAUGGGAUGCUACAGUUAUUGAAUAUAUGAUUAUAAUUAA